AUGAAAAAAAAUAAACGCACGGUUAGAUUCUCCACGGUCGCAUCCGCAUUCACAGGAAGGACUGUUCUUGAGGAUGAGUCUAAGGUUCUCCAAGACUAUUUUGUCGGACAGCGCAUUGGUGAAGGCGCCUAUGGCUCAGUUUACGUGGCCAAGUACAUUCCCUCAGGCGAGAUAUUUGCCCUUAAGAUAUUGAAGAAGGAUACACUAUUUCACGGAUUUUCCCAGAUAUCACCUGUGGAUAGAUCGGUAUUAUCAGAGGAAUGCAAGUUGUCAACAGAAGAUUUGCCGGACACAUCGCUGACUCACGAAAACCAAGAUUCACCAGUGUUGGGUACUGCCAAGGGCACUAACCUUUCAUACAGAAAGGAUAUCAUGACGCAAUCCUUCUACCCUCGAUUUCCCACCCGCUCGCAAAAGGCAGGCGGUGCUUUGUCAAAUCAACAGUCUUUUAUAAAUCGUAUGGAGAAGCUCAUUAUCCAAGAGGCAACUAUCUCGCAAUCACUGGAACACCCACAUGUAGUAAAAGUUUAUAAAUUUCUGAAUUCAACGGUAGCUUUUUACUUCAUUAUGGAACUCGCGGAGGGUGGGGAAUUGUUUGACUUGAUCCUCUCCAAGCGUUACUUCAGCGAACCCGAGGCGCGGCAUUACUUUCAGCAACUUAUCUCUGCAAUUGACUACUGCCAUAGUUGCGGCGUGGCACACAAAGAUCUUAAGGCUGAAAAUCUUCUCCUCGAUCGUUACAACCGACUGCUAGUGUGUGAUUUCGGCUUUUCUUCACGUACUGUGAAACGCAAUGUAGAUGAUCCCGAGGGAAGCUCGACCAUUGAACCGACUGAAAGCGGGAUCGGUAGUGAGUUUUUCCAGGGAAGCGACUGCUCGAUUGUUGGGACAAUGCAUUACAUGAGCCCUGAGGCCGUUCUGGCAUCAACCCUAAACGAAACAACUAUUCAACCCAACUUUUGGGGAGAAGGGGCGGAUGUAAUGACGGUACCUCCCGAAAAUGAAGGCUUCUUUUCUUCCGAUUGUGUGAAUGAAGGGAUAUCGAAGGCGGAUUUAUCGCUUGCAUCGAAGAGCUACACCGCUGCGGGAGCGCCAUCAAGGCCCCAAAAGUCGUCUUCCAUCCACCUCACUGGUGUUCAAUCCCCACAGCAAAUUCCGUCAGUAUCGCACUCAAGGCUAUUAAGCAUGAGCCGUCAAACCACAGCGAGGAAAAGUAUCCCAAGUAACAUCCCGAGUAGUUCCCUGCGAUCGCAGGUAAAGCGGCACACCAGCCUUCCAAGCGCCGAGGCUACACACGCCGACGCCACCACCUUGGGAAGUCCAUCUCGUGGUUUGUCGCUGCAGCCUUUGAAAGAAAAGUCGGAUCGGAGCACUGGUGGAAAGCAGAGCAAAAGUGAUGAUCUAAUCCCGUCAGGGCGGGAUCUUAUAGUGAAGAAGAACGUGGAGCUGAGUAAGAGAACCACAAAGGCCGAACCUUCCUCGCUUAAAAACGAAUCGACUCCUCCUCCUAGCGCGAGAAGGUUGAAGCACCGCAGAGGAGAUUCCAACCCACCUGGGAGCGCUCACGCUAGGCGUAGCAGCAUUAGGUCUCCAAAUCUGCGGUACCCGAUGGGUGAGUCAUCAUCCUCACAUUACAUGGGCAAGGCGAAAAACCUUAUGAUGAACCUAUUUUCCUUCUCACACUCAACUAAAUCAGCCCAAUCGAAGAAAGGCGCGGCCUCCACCCUUUAUAACCCCGACGCGAGCAUCAGUAAGCUUGCUCGCUCGAGGUUGAGUAGCAGCACCAGCAUUCGCGCACGUCGAAGCCAUCAUCGACGUUGGGUGGCGGUGAGUGGGCUCAGCAGCACUCAGGGUUUGAGAAAGCUCUCCCAUCAACGAAGGGAAUCAUCGCGAGGGAACCUUGGCGGGAGGUUGAUUUCCAGUGAAUCCGCCCCCGACGCUGCGGCUAGCGCCGCGAGAGAGGCGAAUCAAUCCUGCUCCUUCACUCACCUCCAGGAUGAGCCAGGAACGGUGGUUUCGCGUAAUCCUAAUAAGGUGAUUGUGGAUCCGUUUCAACAAGACCUCUGGAGUGCCGGCGUGCUUCUCUUCUUUAUGCUUACGGGGCGCCUUCCCUUCGACGGCCGCGAUGAGGAGGAGACGCUCUAUCUCAUUCAGAAUACCAAAUACACUUGGUCCGAGGAGGAGGCGGCGCGCAUCUCGCCGGAGGCACGCGAGUUAGUACAGCAAAUGCUCACUUUGGACCCCAUCGAACGCCCAUCGCUUGAUAACAUCAUCUUCAACAAGUGGUUCGCAAAAGAUAUAAAUCUUGACGCAGACUUCCCGCACCGAAAAGAGGAGCUUCUUGCGGAAAUGACGGAGCGGGGGCUCUUGGUGCCGACCUCACCAAUCUCACAUGGCGGAUCAGUGUCGUCGUCUCCUUUAGCGCCCAUCUCGCAUCCGCUAUCCUUUCUCGAUUUCUCCUCCUCCAGCCACGUCGUAACACCUGAAGAGGAGCAGGUGAUUGACACCGCGUUCAGAAAGAUUGACGCCGACGGCUACGGUAAGAUCACUCGCGACCAGAUCCGUGAUAUGCUCACCUACCUCCACGGCGACGUGGUGGGUCCAGACAAGGUCUCCGAGCUUGUCAACCUCUUCACCGGCAAUCCUGAAAGUAAGGAGAUCACCUUCGAGCAGUUUCGCGAUGCGUGGGUGAAUAAAGACCUCACUCAUGCCCCUUUUACCCACAGUAGCGAGUUUCAGCUCGCUAACAUCAUCGGCACGCAAAUGGACGAGGUCGAGCGCCAGGUCGUGCGGCAGCUGCGCGUUGCAUUCGACAGCGUCGACAAGCAUCACUUGGGCGUCAUUGAUCUAAAGGAACUUAAAGAGGUUUUUAAAUGUGCCAGGAUCAACGUGGAUGAGGAGGACGUUAUUUCACUCAUGCACUUCUUCCUGGACCAAGAGCUCGUUGUCAAAGGUAACAACUUCAAAAACAACGGUGGGGCCUAUCUAUUGCCCUCGAAGUAUAAUGCAAUUGGCGGCAAUGGGGUCAGCUGCGUUGUCAGUCCCACAACAGUCUCCAGGUCGCCACAGGUAUACCAAAACCUUUAUAUCACCUUCGAAAACUUCGUGAUGGGAAUUACUCAACGCAAUAUACUGCUACGGCACCCACUCGGACGAAAGCUUGCCGCUGCCACAAACCUGACCGCCCUCUUUCAUUCUAGAAACGUUACGGAGUGCGUCCGGCAUGGGUUUCUCGUUGUGGGUCUUCAAAAUGUUGUACUCGAAAAACUUGCAAGCAUACCAGAUCGCCUGCUACUCCUUUACUCAGACGAGAUUGUAUCCACGACGGAGAACAUCUAUUCCUUCCGAUACCUGGGCUCCUCGGCGUUGAUCAACAAAUUGACGCUUUCGGCCGAGGCGUCGAAGCUGUUGGUGGCCCCGCAAUCCCUCCCCGAUCUGCAGCCGCGCGCGGCUGUGGCGGCGUCCACCCUAAACCCCUCAUCCCAGUUCGCUCCGUGCCGGACCCUCCCAACCAACGCCGGCUCGCUGCCCAACAACCCCGCGCCUUCGAUCUCCGACUUCCUCGCCUGCACGGACGCCCCGUCGAACCUCAACUCGGCGAAGCUGCACGCGAAGCCGCCGCGCGCCACCCAACCCAGGCGCGUUCCCGCCUCGCAGCCCACCACGGGCCUCCGACGCCCGCCCCACGCGGGGCCGCAGUCGAAAUUCCACACGGACGGCGCCACGUCGCCGUGCAGCCCUUUGAAGGGCCUCCUCGUUGGGAAGACAGCGACCCGUCCACCGCCGCGCCCGACGCCGUUGGUGGCGAAGAAUUCCAGCCCGAAUCGCCCACGCCGCGUCGAUCACUUCGUCCAGAUGGAUGCGGCCUCGAGAAGCGAAACGGCCUCUCCGCCCUCGCCGAAAAAUGUAAAAACAUCCAGUGCCGCCUCACCUCGCUCGAUUCGAGUGAGCCCCAUUCAAAGUAAACACCCCUCCCACACGCAAACCACCGCGGCCACACGCGCGCCCAAACAGCCCACGCCGUGUAGCAGCCCCAAUCAACCCCAACAGCCGACGAAUGAGAAGAAGAAGAAUGGUUCGGUGCCCCUAUGGUCUCGAACGCGAACGAGUGGGGGGACCAAAACGAUAUCGUCUCCCUCGGGUAGAGAGAAACAUCUGGACCCAUGCAGCCCUAAUCGUCCAAAAAAAUUAAUUUCACCGAUGCCAGUCACCAAAGUCUCGAAGAUUGACUUUGAUAUGAAUAACAAAGGCGACGGUGACAGCUGCUGUGGUAAGUUUCUCGAUGACGAACUCGUAAUGCCGGUUCUCGGUGAUGGAACCAUUUCCACAUCCGGCGGCGCCUCCGUCGUGAUAUCGGCGAUGGGAUGGGAAAGGAAUCAAGGUAAUUCGAACUCUAAGAGAGAGGAAUCACUGGGGGCGUACAGGGAUGAAUUCAACGACACGGACAGGAGUCAUUCCCUACAGCAGUCAAUAACUGUGUUCAAUAUGCAGUCUGGGAACCCGAUUACCCAUCGCGCAUUAUCUUACGGCGCCAACGUUCCCUUACAGCAAUGCAAUGACGUUUGCGAUCUCGACAUAAUACUUGCCCCGGCUUGUAUGGGGUACACUCUUGUUCGCAUUCGCCGUAUCCAUGGGAAGACAAGUGUAUUCCACGAAGCAGUUGAUUUUAUCUCUAACUUGCUAGAGCUUGAGCGGCAAAAGGCUGUUGAGGAUACAAUGCCAAGUGGCGAAAGUGAACUCAUGUAA
Molecule: messenger RNA, 4746 nt
Organism: Phytomonas sp. EM1
Lineage: Eukaryota; Euglenozoa; Kinetoplastea; Trypanosomatida; Trypanosomatidae
Source: the annotation of a GenBank genome assembly